GGCGGCGGCGGGCGCCCGUCAGAGCUGCUGUCGCCGGCCGGGUGCUGAGGCGGCGUCGCGCGGCGGCGGGCGCUGUCCAACAUGGAGGCGGUGCCGGCCGCGAGGCACUGAGGCAGCGCCGGGGAGCCAUGGGCAACGAGGCGAGCCUGGGGGGCGACGUCCCGGCCGGCGUGGACGCGGACCUGAGCCGGCUGAGCGCCGAGGAGCGGAGCCAGAUCGCCGCCGUGCUGUCGCGGGCGCGGGCGCUGCCGCCGGGCGCGGUCGCCGCGGAGCCGCCGUCGCCGCACAGAAAGCAAGAGUUGGAUAGUAGUCCCCCUCCAAGGCAGCCCGGGAAACCACCAGACCCUGGGCGUCCAGUUCAGCCUGGUCUCAGCAAGAGCAGAACCACAGACACUUUUAGGUCAGAGCAGAAAUUGCCUGGAAGGAGCCCUUCCACUAUUAGCUUGAAAGAAUCCAAGUCCAGGACUGAUUUCAAGGAAGAGCACAAGUCCAGUAUGAUGCCUGGUUUCCUCUCAGAGGUCAACCCUCUAAGUGCUGUCUCCUCUGUUGUAAAUAAAUUCAACCCUUUUGAUUUGAUAUCAGACUCUGAGGCAUCCCAGGAAGAAGCCACCAAGAAACAAAGAACAGCUCAGAAGGACCAAGGAAAACCCGAGGGUGUCACAAAACCUCCCUCACAGCAGUCACCCAAGCCAGUUCCUAAGCAGCAAGGACCUGCCAGGGACUCUGUUCAGCAAGAGGGCUCUCCCCAGUCAGUACCUUCCCAGCAAGCCGAGAAAGUUAAAUCUCAGCCUCCUGGGGCAGGAACGCCAGCUCAGGGGCCUCUGCCACCUCCUCAGACAGACCAGGCAAAGUCACCACUUCAGUGUGAUGCAGCCAAGCUUCAGGCUAAGCCAUCAGACCCUGGAUGGGGAGAGGCAGCUAAACCCCUGCAGCACAGCCUGUCCAAGCUCACUGUGCAGCUGGCAGGUCCUGGGAAGCCUCCAGCCCAGCAACCUGGACCCGAAAAAUCACAGCCCGGGCCUGCAAAGCCUGCACUCCAGCAACCAGGGCUAGCAAAGGCCCUAGGACCACAGCCAGGGAUAGUAAAGCACCCUGCCCAGCAGCUGGGGACCCCGAAAUCCACCGCUCAGCAGCCUGCACCACAGUCUCCAGCCAAGACCCUUGGGCCUACAAAGACUCCAGCUCAGCCUGGGCCAGGAAAGACUCCGGUUCAACAGCCAGGCCCAGCAAAGCCCCCAGCUCAGCAGCCGGGUCCAGCAAAGCCUUCAUCUCAACAACCAGGCCUGCCAAAGCCCCAAGCUCAGCAGCCAGGUCGAGGAAAACCCGCAGCACAACAUCCAGGCCCAGGCAAACCCUUAGCUCAGCAAUCUUCAAAACCAGUAACUGGGAAACCUCCACAACCACCACCAACUUCUCCAUCUGUAACUCAGAUUCCAGUACAAGACUCCUCUAAAACCAUCUGUCCUCUUUGCAACACCACUGAACUUCUGUUACAUGUUCCAGAAAAGGCCAAUUUUAACACAUGCACUGAGUGUCAAACCACUGUCUGUAGCCUCUGUGGAUUUAAUCCCAAUCCUCAUUUAACCGAGGUGAAGGAGUGGCUGUGUUUAAACUGUCAGAUGCGAAGAGCUCUAGGGGGUGAGGUGGCUCCGAAGCCGCCCUUGUCACCCCAGCCCAAACCCAAGACCACCCCUGUGGUGCCUGCAGCGGCCCUGAGCAGAGCCUCCCCGCAGGCCCCACGGGCUUCCCUGAAGAAGGAUCCUGCACCCAAGCAGGAUUCUGCCAAGGGCCCUGAGACCAAGAAGCCCCCACCACUUGUGAAGCAUCUGACCCUCCAGGGCCUCUCACCUGCCCCCGCCAAGGAGCCUGCAGCUGCAGAGCCCCCCUCCCAGCCCGGUGCCCCACCGGGGCAGGCCAAGGCCCCCACUGCCCAUGACAGACCAAAGCAGCCCCCGACAGGAAAGCCUGCCACAGACUCGCAGCCUUCAGUGCCUGCAGCAGGCAAGCCUGAGUGCCCCAGCUCUGUCCAGCCGCAGGCUGCAGAGCAGGCAGCGCCUCCUGCAAAUACAGAGUCCACCAAGCCCUCCCAGAGCUGCCCCCCAGCUGGUCAGAAAGUCACUCCACUGGACUCCAAAGCCAUGCCUCGGCCUGCAGCGGAUUCCAAGAUUAUCUCACUCCUCGGGCCCAGCUCGGAGAGCAGAGAUCAAAAGCAAGCUGACCCUGUUCCAAAGAAGGAGGAACCCAAGAUGGCACAAACCCAAAUGAGCCCCAAACCAGAAGCCCAGCCGAUGCCAAAAGGGUCAGCAACGCCCCCUGGCCCAAGAGCUCCCUCUGGCCAAACUGCCCCCACACCUCUACAGCCCUCGAAGCCUCAGGAGCAGUCCCGACGUUUCAGUCUCAGUCUGGGGGGCACCACCGACACCCCGAAGUCCCAGCCCACAACUCCUCAAGAGUCCGUGACUGGGAAGCUCUUUGGGUUAGGGGCGUCGAUCUUCAGCCAGGCAUCGAAUUUAAUUUCCACGGCAGGCCAGCCUGGACUUCAUUCCCAAGGAGGGCCAGCAGCUCCAUCUAAACAAGCUGCUCCCCCUUCCCAGGCCCCUGCUUCUCAGGGGCCCCCCAAACCCACCGGACAGGCAGCACCAGCACCUGGGAAGGGCGCCCCUGUGAAAAAGGAAACGAAAACUCCCAUGGCUGAGAAGGCAGAGCCCAAAGCUGAACCGGCUGCAGCAGGGAAAAGAGCAGAAGCGGACAAGAAGCGCCCCCUUGCCAAGGAGAGCAGACCUCCAGCAGCUGAGCCUCGAAGGGCCGUGCAGCCCCCCACGCUGGAGAGAGCCCCCAAACCCAAAGCAGCCUGUCCACUCUGCAGAACUGAACUCAGUGUAGGUCCUCAGGGCCCUCCUAACUUCAACAUUUGCACAGAAUGCAAGAGUCAAGUGUGCAAUCUCUGUGGAUUUAACCCCAUGCCCCACUUGACUGAGAUUCAAGAAUGGCUGUGUUUAAAUUGCCAAACUCGGAGAGCGAUAUCCGGACAGCUUGGAGAUAUGGGCAAAAUGCCACCAAUACCCUCUGGACCCAAAGCGUCCCCUGUGCCUGGCCCCACAGAGCACCCAUCUCAGAAAGCAGCAGUGGCUGCCCAGGGAAAAUUGAAAAAGAAGGAAGCAGAAGUAAAAACCGAGGCUGAAGAACCCAUUCCAGAAAAGGUAAAAGAAACAGCUUCAAGUGAAAAGACUUCUAAGGUAACCUCUGAUCCAAAACAAGAAGAGAGUAAAGUGGAGAAAGACAAAGUUUCAACCCUUCCAGAUAAAAAGCCACUGCCCAAAGAAGAAAAGCUGCUUUCAGAAGAAAGAACGUUGACCACCAAAGAAAAGACACCACCUCUGGAAGAGAAGAAGGUGCCCCUUGAAGAAAAGGGCCCAAUGCCUGAAGACAUGAGGUUAUCUUCAGAAGCAAAAACAUCGGCCCUGGAAGAGGAAGACAAAUGUGCAGCAGUUGAACCUGUAGUACAGAUCGCUGAAGAGAAGUCCAGAGACAGAGGGGCUCCCGAGAGGGUGCCAGAGGAGCAGCAGUCACAGCCCCAGAUGGGAGGUCCGCCGCCUGGCCCAGUGCAGACUUUGCCCUCGGAGGAGGAUAGGACAGCGGAGAGGAUGGGGCAGCCACAGGCUGCAGGCCCGGCAAAGCCUGAACAGGUGGAACCCGGGAGAGAAAAAACAGACAAGGAGGAGGACAAGUCUGACACCUCAAGCUCUCAGCAGCCUAAAAGCCCGCAAGGUCUGAGUGACACAGGAUAUUCUUCGGAUGGAAUAUCAGGUUCCCUUGGUGAAAUUCCAAGUCUUAUUCCCAGCGAUGAGAAGGAUUUGCUCAAGGAACUCAAAAAGGACACUUUUUCCCGAGAAAGCAGCCCCUCCAGCCCCUCCGACCUGGCCAAGUUGGAAAGCACGGUCCUCUCCAUCCUGGAAGCCCAGGCAACUACUCUGGUGGACGAAGGGCCAGACAAGAAGGCGCAACCCCCGGAGGCCUGCCCAGAACAACCUAGGGGCCCGCAGGGAGCUCAGGGACUCUCCAGAACCGUGGGCAGGAGUGCGGCAGAAGGCGGGCUCGGGCAGCGCCAGGAGGAGAAGGACGCUUCGGAGAAGGGGCGCCAGGGCCCCCCGGGGGACAGCAGCGAGGGCGAGACCUCGCCUGUGCCGCCCAGGAAGCGCGGGGCCAGCGUGGGCUCCUCCAGUAGCGAGGAGGACAAGCAGGACAGCGCAGGCUCGGGCGACGGGGAGGAGGAGGAGGAGGACUUCAUCCGCAAGCAGAUCCUGGAGGUGAGCGCUGACGAGGACGAGGACGCCUCUGGCUCCGACGACCAGGACUCGGCGAUGCGGCGGCGGCUGCAUGAGCCAGGGGCGCCCGAGGCAGCGCGGGGCAGGGCCCGGGCCACGGCCGUGCGCCACCGCCGGGCCCCGCGCAAGGGCGCUGCGGCGCAGGACGAGGACGCGGGCCGCCGGCACUCAUGGCACGAAGAGGAGGACGAGGCCGCGGACGACAGCCCCGAGGGCAGAGGCGGGGAGACCAAGAGCCAGGAGGGCGAGGAGCGGGCACCGGCCGGCGGGGGCCUGCGGCGCUUCAAGACCAUCGAGCUGAGCUCGGCCGAGCAGCGGCGCGCGCUCUUCCCCGACGAGGAGCCGGAGCUAGAGAUGGAGAGCCUGACCGACUCGCCCGAGGACCGCUCCCGCGGCGAGGGCUCCUCCAGCCUGCACGCCUCCAGCUUCACGCCCGGCACCUCGCCCACGUCCGUGUCGUCGCUGGAUGAGGACAGCGACAGCAGCCCGAGCCACCGCUCCGGCGAGAGCAAGCAGACGCGCAAGGCCCGGCACCGCGGCCACGGCCCGCCGCUGCCCACCAUCGAGGACUCCUCGGAGGAGGAGGAGCUGCGCGAGGAGGAGCAGCUGCUGCGGGAGCAGGAGAAGCAGCGCGAGGCGGAGCAGCAGCAGAGGCGCGGCUCGGGCAGGAGGUCCAAGAAGGACAAGGACGAGCUUCGGGCGCAGCGGCGGCGCGAGCGGCCCCGGACGCCGCCCAGCAACCUCUCGCCCAUCGAGGACGCGUCACCCACCGAGGAGCUGCGGCAGGCGGCCGAGAUGGAGGAGCUGCGCCGCUCCUCCUGCUCCGAGUACUCGCCCAGCCUCGAGUCCGACCCCGAGGGCUUCGAGGUCAGCCCCGAGAAGAUCCUGGAGGUCCAGCAGGUGUACAGGCUGCCCGCCGCCCUGUCCCUGGGCUCGCCGGCGGACGAGCGGGCCCUCGCGCUCGGGGAAGGCGCUCCGCACGCGCCGCGAAGCGCCAGGGACCUGUACGAGGAGGGGGUGCAGAGACCCCCGCGGCCCCGGGUGCUCCCGGCCACGAGCGAGCGGGACGAGGUCCUGGACAAGGAGCCGCUGUACGGCGGGAUGCUGAUAGAGGACUACAUCUACGAGUCUCUGGUGCGGGACUCGUUCGGGCCGUCCGACGGCGGCCUGCUGCCCAGGCCGGACGAGGACGGCGAGUUCCCCGCGCAGAGAGGAGGGGAGCAGCCGGCAGGGCCCCCGGGGGGCGCACGCGCGGGCUCCGCGCAGAAGGGCUUGGGCUUCCCUGACGAGCUUCCGGGGCUGGAGCGCCUGCGCCCCAUGGCGCCGCGGGAGGACAUCGUGUGCAGCUCGUACAUCAUCCCCGAGAGCCCCGAGAUAGUGGACCUGGAUUCUCCGGUGACUUCCGCGGGCGAAGAAAAGCAGCUGCUGGAUGCCGACGCGGCCUACGAGGCGCUCCUGAGGCGGCAGCACAUGCAGCUGCGCCCCAGCCCGGCCCCCGCGGAGCUCGAGGCGGCGGUGGACGCCGACAGGGUGCCCGACGCCUCGCUGACCUCCAGCGUCCUCUCGGCCGCCUCGCUGACAGACUCCACCAGCAGCGCCACCCUGUCCAUCCCGGAUGUGCGAAUCACGCAGCACUUUUCCACAGAAGAAACAGAGGAUGAGUACGUGACCGAUUACUCGGGGGAGCUCCGCGAGGUCACCGCCCAGGAGUCACCGAUCCUGGCCUCCUGGGAGCCUUCAGAGAGCGCCGCGUCCGCCCCGCCGUGGGACACGGCUUCCCUCACCUCCUCCCUGUCCUCUAUCUGCACCACCGGCAGCUCCUCGCCCGUCGGCACCCUGCACGGCCUGGGCACAGUGGGCACAGGGCCGGCAGACACGGUAGCCCAGUCUGAGGGUUCCGCGCAGACUUCCUCCUCGACCUACCUUCCUGGGAGCGUCAUUGACUACCCGGAGGAGAUAAGCCGCCCUUCCAGGGGACAGAGCGGCGCCCCAGCAAGCAGCUCCGGAGCGGAGCUCAUGGCGAUUCCCGAACCCGAGGCUGCAGAGGCUGCACCUCGUGUCCCUGCAGCCCCGGGAACCGAUGCUGAGGGGCCCAGCGCCCACUCUCCUGUGUCUGAAAAAGCGGCGAAGGAGCCCGGUGAUGGGGCUAUUCUGGACGUUUUGGACGCGUAUGAAGAUAAAAGCAAAGAGCCUGAGACUGAACCCAGGGAAACAAUCUUGGGUGAAGCUGCGUGUGCCCAGCCUGCCUCUCCUGCCUGGGCCCCUCCAGGGAUGGCGCCGGUGGCGGAGCCGCCCGCCUCUGCCUACUUCAGACCCAGUGAGGGCGUGGGUCAGGAAAGCCCGCCCUCUCACCUGGCCCCUGGCUCUGGCAGCCCCUCGGCAUCCUCCCUGCCAGCCCAGUCUCGACCCUUCUCCCGAAGCACCUCUCUGGACAUCUCAGCCCCGCCGCCACCGCCGCCAGCAUCACCUAAACCAGCUGUUCUCCCUAAGCGAAAGCCCACGGCUGCUGCUCCCCUGACUCCAGCUACCACAGUGGAGCCUCUGGUUGAUGCUGUCACUACUGCAGGGGCAGAGGCUGCCCUGAGGAGCAGUGAGUCACCUGGGACAAAAAUGUGCACGGCGGCUCCCCCUCCUGUGCCUCCCAAGCCUUCCUCCAUCCGCACUGCACUCAUAUUCACACACAGGCCCGAGCCAAGCAAACCUCCCAUUGCCCCCAAACCAGCAGGUCCUCAGCUCCCGGGCGUGGCCCAGAAACCCGCAGGUCUGUCAUUGGGUCCAAGUAUGACCUUGGACCUCGAGCCCCCCACAGAGUACAGGCCGCCUUCCCCUACUCCCCCACUCUCCCCACACUCCAGCAAGUCCUCCCCGAGGGUUCCCAAAUCCCUCAUGGAAACGUAUGUGGUUAUUACACUGCCCUCAGAACCGGGGACGCCCACCGAUUCUCCCAGCCAGGCGAUGACCAGCUGGGCCCUGGGAUCCCCCCCAAAGGAGCUGGUUUCCACUGAACCAGUGUUUUCUGUAAUUCCUCCUGUGAGCUCUGCAGAAAUUCCAGAUUCUUCUCAGCCAACCCUGUACCUCGAAGGAACUGUGGGCACAUUUUCAGCUGCCACGACAGUGGCGAUGCUGUCUCCUUUUCAGGGUGCUCCAGUGUCAGAUCCACAGUUUCUCCCAGUCCAGGUCUACAAGGCGGAGGCUCCAGCAGCCAGAAGUACCUUCGCCAGCACUGGUCCUGGCAGCGUUUCCAUAUCAAUUCCUCCCGAGCCGCUUGCUCUAGAUAACCUACACCUAGAGAAACGUCAGUACAAAGAAAAUGGAAAGCUGCAACUUGUUGGUGACGCCAUUGACCUGCGUACAGUACCCAAAGCAGAUGUGAAAGCUACUGAAAAAUGCGUGGACCUUUCUGCCUCUGCAGUGGAUGUGAAGAGACAGAUGAUGGCGAAUGACACGUAUGGGAGGCAAGUGAGUGUGGUGCAGCCUUCUGUCAUCAAUCUCAGUCCAGUGUCAUCAGGGGCAGCUCCAGUCUCCCUGGACACCAAGGCGGCGAAUGUCGUCACAUGCACAACUACUGCCAGUUACACGACAGCUACAGAAAGCCUGGUGGGAGUGGAACAUGCGAUCCCAGCCCCACUGCAACUCACUACAUCAAAGCACGCGGAGCCCCCCUACAGGGUGCCCAGCACCCAGGCCUUCCCCCCACCUAGGGAGGAAGCCCCGAUAAACCUGUCUCUAGGUCCUUCAGCACAUGCAGCCCCAUUGCCCAUUACAAAACCUGUCACCGCGCCUCCCGUUGGGGUCACAAAUGGAUGGACUGAUAGCACAACAUCCCAGGCAAUCCUGGAGGGGGAAGUAGUGGAUCUCAGCACAACAAAGUCUCACAGAACUGUUGUAACCAUAGGCGACUCUACUUCCGGAGUGGUGACCAAAAUAAUAGAAGAUGAUGAGAAACCUGUUGAUUUGACUGCAGGAAGAAGGGCUGUGUGCUGUGAUGUGGUCUCUAAGUUGCCUUUCGGAAGGAGCUGCACGGCCCAGCAGCCUGCAGCCACUCUUCCCGAGGACCGCUUUGGUUAUAGGGAUGACCACUAUCAGUAUGGCAGGUCGGGGCCAUAUGGUUAUAGAGGGGUCGGUGGAAUGAAACCCUCCAUGUCCGACACUAAUUUAGCAGAAGCUGGACAUUUUUUCUAUAAAAGUAAGAAUGCUUUUGAUUAUUCUGGAGGCGCUGAUGCAGCAGUAGAUCUAACUUCAGGGAGAAUUUCUACAGGUGAGGUAAUGGAUUAUUCAAGCAAGACUACAGGUGCGUAUCCAGAAACACGACAAGUCAUUUCGGGAGCUGGGAUCAGCACCCCACAGUAUUCCACAGCAAGAAUGACCCCGCCUCCAGGACCCCAGUAUGGUGUGGGCAGUGUUCUGAGGUCAUCUAAUGGUGUCGUCUAUUCUUCGGUAGCGACUCCAGUCCCCUCCACCUUUGCGAUCACCACACAGCCUGGCUCCAUUUUCAGCACCACCAUAAGGGAUUUGUCUGGCAUUCACACAGCCGACUCGGUGACUUCGCUGUCCGUCCUGCACCAGAGCCAGCCACUGCCGAGAUCCUAUUUCAUAACCACCGGUUCAUCUGAGACAGACGUUGCAGUAACUGGUGUUGACAUCAGUGCCAGUUUGCAGACGAUUACUAUGGAAGCUCUGACCGCAGAGGCCAUAGACUCCGUUCCCACGUUGACCACAGUGGCUGAAGUGUUUUCUCAAGUGGUGGGAGAUGAAAGCACUCUCUUAAUUGUCCCCGAGGAAGACAAGCAACAGCAGCAACUCGACUUGGAGCGUGAACUCUUGGAACUGGAGAAAAUCAAGCAACAGCGCUUUGCUGAGGAACUGGAGUGGGAACGUCAGGAAAUCCAGAGGUUCCGAGAACAGGAAAAGAUCAUGGUUCAAAAGAAGCUGGAGGAGCUGCAGUCUAUGAAACAGCACCUGCUCUACCAGCAGGAAGAAGAGCGGCAGGCCCAGCUAAUGAUGAGGCAGGAGACCCUGGCUCAGCAGCAGCUGCAGCUGGAGCAGAUCCAACAGCUGCAGCAGCAGCUUCACCAGCAGCUGGAGGAGCAGAAGAUCCGCCAGAUCUACCAGUACAACUAUGAACCCUCGGGAGCGGCUUCUCCCCAGGCCCCCGCAGAGCAGGCCGUCCUGGAGGGUCCGUAUGCGGCCCCCGAAGGCGCUCGGUUCUGGGCCCCUGAGGACGCGACCACCACAGCGUCUGGAGGGGUGGCCCUGGAGAUCCCCCAGGCCCAGGGCUGGUACGCGGUGCAGUCAGACGGGGUCACGCAGUACAUCGCCCCGCCCGGCAUCCUGAGCACCGUCUCCGAGAUUCCUCUGACGGACGUUGUCGUCAAGGAGGAAAAGCAGCCCAGAAAAAGAAGCUCUGGAGCCAAGGCCCGGGGUCAGUAUGACGAGCUGGGGAGGGGCGCAGCGGAGGACCCCCGGGGCGCUAGGAAGAUCGUGGACAGCGGCGUGCAGACCGACGAUGAGGACGCCGCCGAGCGGAGCUAUGCGAGCAGACGGAGGAGGCCCCGGAAGGGCGUGGACACCAGCGUGCAGACAGAUGACGAGGACCAGGACGAGUGGGACGCGCCCGGCAGGUCACGGAGGAAGGCCCGCGUGGGGAAGGGCGCGGACGGCGGCGCGGAGGCGGACAAGGCCAGAGCCCCCUCCAAGGCGACCAGCGUCGCGGUCCAGACCGUGGCCGAGAUCUCUGUCCAGACUGAGCCCGUGGGGACCAUCCGGACACCCUCCGUCCGAGCCCGCGAGGACGCCAAGGUAGAAAUCGUUAAACACAUUUCAGCUCCCGAAAAGACUUUCAGAGGGGGGAGCCUGGGAUGUCAGACAGAAGCAGACUCGGACACGCAGAGCCCUCAGUAUCUGAGCGCCUCUUCUCCCAGAGACAAGAAGCGCCCAACACCUCUGGAGAUCGGUUACUCCUGCCACCUCCGGGCAGACUCCGCCCUGCAGCCAGCGCCUUCGCCGCCCAAAUCUCCAAAAGUCCUUUACUCACCCAUCUCACCCCUCUCCUCAGCCAAAGCCUUAGAAUCAGCCUUUGUACCUUAUGAAAAGCCCCUCCCUGACGAAAUCAGUCCGCAGAAAGUACUGCACCCGGACAUGGCCAAAGCACCCCCCGCGAGCCCUAAGACAGCCAAGACGAUGCAGCGGUCGCUGUCUGACCCCAAGCCUCUGAGCCCAACCGCAGAGGAGAGUUCCAGGGCUCCUUUUCAGUAUACCGAGGGCUUCACGACAAAGGGGUCUCAAACCACGACAGCCUCUGGCUCCCAGAAGAAGGUGAAGCGAACGCUGCCGCCCCCGCCCCCCGAGGAGGCGCCCGCGGGGACCCCGGUCGGCCUGGGCCCCGUGGGCAGCGCGUCCCGGAGGAGGACCUGCAGGACCAACAGCAUGGCGCGGGCCAAGAUCCUGCAGGACAUCGACCGGGAGCUGGACCUGGUGGAGCGGGAGUCGGCGAAGCUCAGGAAGAAGCAGGCCGAGCUGGACGAAGAAGAGAAGGAGAUCGACGCCAAGCUGCGCUACCUGGAAAUGGGGAUCAACCGGAGGAAGGAGGCUUUGCUGAAGGAGCGGGAGGAGCGGGAGCGAGCCUACCUGCAGGGCGUGGCCGAAGACCGGGACUACGUGUCCGACAGCGAGGUCAGCGGCGCCAGCCCGGCCCGCGUGGAGCGGCCCCGCACCGCGCCCCAGCCAGAGUUCGGCCAGUUCCUGCCGCCUCAGACCCAGGCCCAGGCCCAGGUCCAGAGCCAGUUCCCCUACUCGGCCCCGGCCCGGCCCACCCAGGCGCCCACCGCCUACACCCAGCAGCCGGCGCUGUUCCACCCGCAGGGGCCUCCCUUCCAGGCCCAGGCCGCCCUCCAGGCCGUGGCCACCCUGUCCUUCCCACCUUACCCCGCUGCGCGCCCCGCCCCAGCCCAGCCUGCGCCCACCCCGCAGCCGUCCUACCCGCUGCCCUCACAGGUGAUGCUGAUCCAGCAGAAGGCGCGCCAGCCCGCGCUCUACCUGGAGCCCAAGAUCACCUCGAACUACGAGGUGGUCCGCAACCAAGCCCUGGUGAUCGCGCCCGUCUCCACCGACGCUACCUACGCCGUCUCCCACCUGGGCGGCAAGUAUAGCAGUCUAGACCUGCGCAUGGGCUUGGAGGAGCGCAGCAGCAUGGCCAGCAGCCCGAUCUCCAGCAUCUCCGCCGACUCCUUCUACGCAGACAUGGACAGCCACACCUCGCGGAACUAUGUCCUCAUCGAUGACAUGGGACAGAUCGCCAAAGGGACAGCGCCACUGAGCUCGGCCUUCAGCCUCCAUGAAAAGGAUCUGUCCAAAGCGGACCGCCUGCUGAGGACCACGGAGACUCGCAGGUCCCAAGAAAUGACGGAGUUCCUCGCACCCCUGCAGCCCUCCUCCCGACUCCACAGCUACGUGAAAGCAGAGGAAGAAGCCAUGGAGGAUCCUUACGAGUUAAAGCUCCUGAAACAUCAGAUCAAGCAGGAAUUCCGCAGAGGGGCAGAGAGCUUGGACCACCUCGCUGGGCUUUCCCAUUACUACCACGCGGACACCAGCUACAGACAUUUCCCCAAAUCGGAGAAGUACAGCAUCAGCAGACUCACGCUGGAAAAACAAGCGGCCAAGCAACUGCCCGCAGCCAUACUUUACCAAAAGCAGUCAAAGCACAAAAAGUCACUGAUUGACCCUAAAAUGUCAAAGUUUUCACCUAUUCAAGAAAGUAGAGACCUUGAACCUGACUAUUCCAGCUAUAUGACUUCCAGCACUUCCUCCAUUGGUGGUAUUUCUUCUAGGGCAAGACUUCUUCAGGAUGAUAUCACUUUUGGCCUCAAAAAAAAUAUUACAGACCAACAGAAAUUCUUGGGGUCCUCCCUGGGCUCAGGGCUGGGUACUUUAGGAAGCACCAUCCGGUCGGCUCUGCAGGACGAAGCAGAUAAGCCCUAUGGCAGCGGCAGCAGGUCCAGGCCCUCCUCCCGCCCCUCCUCUGUCUAUGGGCUCGAUCUGUCGAUUAAAAGGGAUUCUUCCAGCUCAUCUCUAAGACUGAAAGCGCAAGAGGCUGAAGUUCUCGACGUUUCCUUUGGUCAUGCAUCCGCCUCAGGCAGAACUAAGCCCACCAGUCUGCCGAUUAGCCAAAGUCGAGGGAGAAUACCCAUCGUGGCCCAGAAUUCAGAAGAAGAGAGUCCGCUCAGUCCCGUUGGCCAGCCCAUGGGAAUGGCCAGGGCUGCAGCGGGGCCUCUGCCACCCAUAUCUGCAGACACAAGGGACCAGUUCGGAUCUAGCCACUCACUGCCUGAGGUUCAGCAGCACAUGAGAGAGGAAUCUCGGACUCGAGGGUAUGACCGGGACAUCACAUCCAUCAUAGACGACUUCCAGCACGCCAUGUCAGACAGCGAAGCCUAUCACUUGCGUCGCGAGGAAACGGACUGGUUCGACAAACCCAGAGAAUCGCGUCUGGAGAACGGACAUCUGGACCGGAAGCUGCCAGAAAGAUUGGUCCACUCUCGGCCGCUCAGUCAACACCAAGAGCAAAUUUUACAGAUGAAUGGGAAGACGGUGCACUACAUCUUUCCCCAUGCGCGGAUAAAAAUAACAAGAAACUCCAAGGAUCACACAGUUUCAGGUAAUGGUCUAGGAAUUAGGAUUGUGGGUGGCAAAGAAAUCCCUGGACAUAAUGGAGAAAUUGGAGCCUAUAUUGCCAAGAUUCUUCCCGGGGGAAGUGCAGAACAGACAGGGAAGCUCGUGGAAGGGAUGCAAGUACUGGAGUGGAAUGGAAUCCCCUUAACUUCUAAAACAUAUGAAGAAGUACAGAGCAUCAUUAGUCAGCAGAGUGGGGAAGCAGAAAUAUGUGUAAGACUGGAUCUCAACAUGCUCUCAGAUUCUGAAAAUCUCCAGCACAUGGAACUCCAUGAGCCACCCAAAGCCGUGGAUAAAGCCAAGUCCCCAGGGGUGGACCCCAAGCAGUUGGCCGCUGAGCUGCAGAAGGUCUCGCUGCAGCAGUCCCCACUGGUGCUGGCGUCCGUCGUGGAGAAGGGGUCGCACGGUCACUCGGGGCCGGCCUCCGCGGGGUCCAGUUCCGUCCCCAGCCCGGGCCAGCCAGGGUCGCCAUCCGUGAGCAAAAAGAAACACAGCAGCAGCAAGCCUACCGAUGCCACAAAGGCUGUUUCUCAUCCAAUUACUGGAGAAAUUCAGCUUCAAAUCAACUAUGACCUUGGAAAUCUCAUAAUACACAUUCUCCAAGCAAGAAACCUCGUGCCUCGUGACAACAAUGGCUACUCGGACCCUUUUGUGAAAGUCUACCUUCUUCCCGGGCGAGGCCAAGUCAUGGUUGUCCAGAAUGCAAGUGCUGAGCACAAGAGAAGGACUAAAUAUGUUCAGAAAAGUCUUAAUCCUGAGUGGAAUCAAACAGUCAUUUAUAAAAGUAUUUCCAUGGAACAGCUCAAGAAGAAAACCCUGGAGGUGACUGUCUGGGAUUAUGACCGAUUUUCUUCCAAUGACUUCCUGGGGGAGGUCCUGAUAGACCUCUCCAGCUCUUCGCAUCUGGACAACACUCCGCGGUGGUACCCGCUGCGGGAGCAGACGGACAGCCUGGACCACGGCCAGGCCCACACCGGCCCGGGCAGCCAGGCGGCCCCGAAGCCGGCCGUCAUCAAGAGCCGGAGCCACGGCAUCUUCCCGGACCCGGCCAAGGACAUGCAGGUGCCCACCAUGGAGAAGUCGCACAGCAGCCCGGGCAGCUCCAAGUCGUCGUCCGAAGGCCACCUACGCUCGCACGGCCCUUCGCGCAGCCAGAGCCGCGGCAGCGUGGCGCAGCACCUGGAGGACGCGGGCCACGCCAUCGCCGCCGCUGAGGCCGCGCAGCAGCGCGCGCCCCCAAGUAAAAGGCGCAGAUAGCAGCAUGGCCCUCCCGCCCGCUUCUGUCCGCACCCGCCCCGCCCUGUCUUGUCCGUGUGAACCAGCAGCGACCCAUACACAGGCUCUUCCGUGCUUGUUUUCUUCCAUUUCUUAUUUUUUUUAAUUCACAUAGACUGCAGUAAAACUGGCUGUUUCUCCUCUGUCUCCGCCCUCCGUCCAACCGGUUCAUGGUACCUAGCAGCCAUGUCCGUGACGUUCGCAGGCCAAGCAAUGUUGUGUGUCCUUCUAUGUGUGCCUCAGUACCCUUUCGAUUACAGGGAUUAUAAGCACAAGGGGCUGCCAGUUUUCCAGGCAUUGCACAAAAAAAAAAAAAAAAAAAAAAAAAAAAA
This is a messenger RNA of Heterocephalus glaber (naked mole-rat), 14599 nucleotides long. RefSeq names its product piccolo presynaptic cytomatrix protein (gene Pclo). Gene Ontology annotation, cellular component: GABA-ergic synapse; membrane; axon. Gene Ontology annotation, molecular function: structural constituent of presynaptic active zone; protein binding; metal ion binding. NCBI's taxonomy places the organism in Eukaryota, Metazoa, Chordata, Mammalia, Rodentia, Bathyergidae. The record is from RefSeq and is a predicted model, not a curated record. Gene Ontology annotation, biological process: presynaptic active zone assembly; protein localization to synapse.